AAUGUCAUUCUUUCAUCUACUCUGGUACCUUCCAACAAUGCUCCCACAUUACAUUGCCAUGCGAAUCUCAUCUUGUAUACUCCUACUUUGGACCCUGGACUGAUCCAGCCAGCCCUUGUCAGUUAGUUCAGGCUAUGCAAAAACGACAAUGCAUGUCGCCACCAAUCUUGUUCUUGUUCUUGUCAUUGUGUUGCUUGGCUUUGUGCACUGCAAGUCUACGACAACAAUCCCAUAUAAGAUUUGCUAGUGUCUACACCUUAUAAUUCCUUGCAACAAUCCACAAGUGCACAAAGUUCUCCCAGCCUUGACAAGGUGACAGGAAUACUGGAAAUGGCAGCCAGCCUGUGCCGGAAGCCUCACUUCGUGGUCAUCCCAUGGCCAGCCACCAGCCACAUUAUCCCCAUCGUCGACAUCGCCUGCCUCCUCGCCGGGCACGGCGCGGCGGUCACCGUCAUCACCACGCCCGCCAGCGCGCAGCUUGUCCAGGGCCGCGUGGAGCGCGCCGGGCCAGGCUCAUCGGCCGUCACGGUCACCGCGAUACCGUUCCCGGCGGCUGAGGCCGGCCUGCCGGAUGGCUGCGAGAGGCUCGACCACACCCCCUCGGUCGACCUCGUGCCCAACUUCUUCGACGCCACCACGCGAUUUGGCGACGCCGUGGCGCGGCACUGCCGCCGCCUCAUGGCAACGCGCCGGCCGGACUGCGUCAUCGCCGGGAUGUGCAACACGUGGGCGCACGGUCUGGCGCGCGAACUCGGCGCGCCCUGCUUCAUCUUCCACGGCUUCGGCACGUUCGCGCUGCUGUGCUGCGAGUAUCUGAACACGCACCAGCCCCACGAGGCGGUCGCGUCGCUGGACGAGCUCUUCGACGUCCCGGUCCUGCCGCCUUUCGAGUUCAAGUUCGCCAGGAGGCAGCUGCCGCUGCAGUUCCUGCCUUCGUGCUCCAUUCCGGAGGUCCGCCUCCGAGAGCUCCGGGAAUUCGAGAUGGCCGUGGACGGCAUCCUCGUGAACAGCUUCGAAGAGCUGGAACACGGCUCGGCCGCGGGCCUCGCGGCGGCCACGGGCAAGGCCGUGUUCGCCGUCGGCCCGGUCUCGCUUUGCGGCGCGCCUGGCCUCCUCGACUCGCGGGCCGACUCGGAUGACGCCAGGCGGUGCAUGGCGUGGCUGGACGCCAAGAAAGCCAGGUCCGUGCUUUACGUCAGCUUCGGCAGCGCCGGGCGCAUGCCACCAGCGCAGGUGAUCCAGCUCGGGAUGGCGCUCGUGUCGUGCCCCUGGCCUGUCCUCUGGGUCAUCAAGGGUGCAGACUCGUUGCCGGACGACGUCAACGAGUGGUUACAGGACAACACCGACGCCAAUGGCGUCCCGGGGAGCCAGUGCCUUGCAGUUCGAGGGUGGGCGCCGCAGGUGGCCAUCCUGGAGCACCCGGCCGUCGGUGGCUUCCUGACACACUGCGGGUGGGGGUCGACCCUGGAGAGCGUCGCCGCGGGUGUGCCCAUGGCCACCUGGCCGUUCACCGCCGAGCAGUUCUUGAACGAGAAGCUGAUCGUCGACGUGCUUCGGGUCGGUGUGUCCGUCGGCGUGACCAAGCCCACGGAGGGCGUGCUGACCGGUGUCAAAAGCGGCGGCGGCAAGGCGAAGGCAGAUGUGGGAACGAAACAGGUGAAGAAAGUAUUGGAUAUGCUGAUGGAUGGAGGAGUGGACGGGGAGGCUAGGAGGACGAAGGCUGAGGAGCUGAAGGCCAAAGCAAAGGCUGCUUUGCAGCAUGGGGGGUCGUCGUUUAUGAAUCUGCAGAAGUUGAUACAGUUUGCUGGUUGAACAUGGAUUAGUUUCAGGCUUUCAGCUCGUGAAUCAGUUGAUUUCAGCGUAAUAGUUUACAUUGUUUGGAUCUCAAAUGUACUGGUGAUUAAUUUGCUUGAACUAUGCUUAUGUGCCGGUCCGGCUGGGAAGGAAGAAUUAUAAAAUACCUGAAACAAGCAGAUGUUGCAAUUUCCAACCUGUUAUAAAGUUCAGUGACACGCA
Molecule: messenger RNA, 2016 nt
Organism: Panicum virgatum (switchgrass)
Lineage: Eukaryota; Viridiplantae; Streptophyta; Magnoliopsida; Poales; Poaceae
Product: UDP-glycosyltransferase 73D1-like
Exons: 1
Coding region: 331-1812 (493 amino acids)
Molecular function (GO): UDP-glycosyltransferase activity
Source: RefSeq, a predicted model, not a curated record